AUGCCAUUUGUAAAAUUUAGGAAUAAACGUGCUCGUCGCGAUGAUGAUGAUGUUGAUUUGGAAUAUGCACAAGCAAAGGGGCAAAGUCGACCAUCAUCGAGAACUGAAUCAAAAUGUACUAAAAAUGCAGAUAGUCAAAGUUCAACACCUGUUGAUCUUUGCAGUGCCAUUCCUGGUAUUCAAUCAGAGGCAAGCAGCGAAGAAACAUCGAACUCAUCAACUCCUGCUCCACAUGAAAGCACAUAUAAUAUUGCGACCACGAGCCAUGAAUUGGACAAUAGUGCAGCACGAUCGUCACAUCCCUUAUCGUCAGCUGCACUAUCUUCAGCUGGUGCAGAAAAUGUCAGGGAUGUAAUGACCAAGAAAACCUGCCGAUUACAGUAUACUCCACGAGCACGAAGAAUGAAAUAUGGAGAUGAUUUGUUAUCCAAUGCCGAUGAAGAAGAAAUAUCAUGCACUUCAUCAAGAGAUACCAGAAGACAAGCCACUAACGACAGCACAAAUGUAGCAUCAGGUGAUGGGCGUCCCGCAUCGCAAUCUCGUCGUAAGCAAGAUCUCUCAACAAUCCGUGAAAAUAAUGAUGAAGUCAUGAUUGUGCGCUAUUCAAACGGUGAGGCAUCUUUGCCUAAGGAUCUCUCUGAAAUUCCUGUCUACCUUACUGAAACACAACGUGAUCUAUUUUUUUCCUUCAUCCGUCCUGCUUCGCCUUCAAGUGAUGGCGCAUCAAGUGCCCAUAAGUGCAUGCAAUGUGGCGACAUUAUUGCGAAUAUAUCGGAGGGACGACGGCAUGCUGUGAGUCAUUUACGCAUUAUGCGUUUGCGUUGUUCACUGUGUGGAUGCGGUUCAUUUUUCUGUUCAGACAUGCGAACUCACUUGCAAUAUAGACACUGUGAUAAAUUGCAUCUUGCACCAAGAGGUUACGUAUUGCCGGGCAGCAUCCUGCCAUGCAUGACACAGAGACAAGCCGAUGAUCUCACGCGAGUUGUAGAUGCAAUGAAGCCAGGUCGUGUAAUGUAUACUUCGGGAAAAAUUAUUAGCUCAACUAAUCCAAAACCGUAUUAUCCGGAUCCGAUAAUUGAAGAACGUGUUCUGGGUACUCUCUUGCCGGAAAUCGAUGCCAGUAAUGAACAGGGUCGAAAUAUUUCAGCAACUACCACAGGAAGUAUAAAUGCUGCUGUUAGAAAAUCAUAA
Messenger RNA from Acanthocheilonema viteae, 1191 nucleotides. Lineage: Eukaryota; Metazoa; Nematoda; Chromadorea; Rhabditida; Onchocercidae. The record is from the annotation of a GenBank genome assembly.